AUGAAGUCAUCCAGACCAACCUACCCUGGAGUGAAUGAAACCACACCAAACCCUUACCCACCAAGCAGCUUCAUGGCUCCUCAGUCUCAUCAACCUCUGGGUUUUAUAAACCUAGGAAACCGACCUCAGAUUGGGCAACUUCCCUUCAUCAUAUCUCCAGAAACCUUUGCUAGCAGUCAGCUGGGUCAAGGAAAUGAACAAAUGCUAAAUCCAACAAUAGGAAAAGCAGCAACAAACUUUAAAGAAGAAGCAAAGGCACUAGGGGCGAUCCAGAUCAUAAUUGGACUGAUGCACUUUGGUUUCGGAAUUGCUUUGGGUUUACUAAGCGUCUCUCACGGUCAUUAUUGGGGGUUUGCCUCCACUGCUUUUGUUGGUGGAUACCCACUCUGGGGUGGACUCAGUUUCAUUAUUUCUGGAUCUCUUUCUGUAUCAGCAUCCAAGGAAUUUAACCCUUGUCUGAUAAAAGGCAGCCUAGGAAUGAACAUUGUUAGCGCUAUCUUUGCUCUCACUGGAGUGUGUCUGCUUCUGAGGGACAUGAUCGUCAAUGACCACAUUAAUAAAGACUAUUGGUUACUGGUUUCUGGAAAAGGUAUUUCAGGCAUUCUGAUGAUCUUCUCGCUCUUGGAAUUCAGCAUAAAUUGUACCACAGCCCAUUUUGCCAACCAAUCAAUCACCAAAACCAACAGGUCUGUCAUGGUUUUUCCAAAUACCUAUGCAACCAACCCCUUGACAGAAGAGCCAUGCCCACCUGCUCCCAGAUAUGAUGACCACAUAGCACACACCCAUAGAUGCUAA
Messenger RNA from Castor canadensis (American beaver), 795 nucleotides. It is a transcript of the gene Ms4a12, whose product is annotated as membrane spanning 4-domains A12. Gene Ontology annotation, cellular component: plasma membrane. Gene Ontology annotation, biological process: cell surface receptor signaling pathway. The record is from RefSeq and is a predicted model, not a curated record. Lineage: Eukaryota; Metazoa; Chordata; Mammalia; Rodentia; Castoridae.